Molecule: messenger RNA, 3487 nt
Organism: Strongylocentrotus purpuratus (purple sea urchin)
Lineage: Eukaryota; Metazoa; Echinodermata; Echinoidea; Camarodonta; Strongylocentrotidae
Gene: plaa
Product: phospholipase A-2-activating protein
Exons: 11
Coding region: 43-2436 (797 amino acids)
Biological process (GO): ubiquitin recycling; proteasome-mediated ubiquitin-dependent protein catabolic process
Cellular component (GO): nucleus; cytoplasm
Molecular function (GO): ubiquitin binding
Source: RefSeq, a predicted model, not a curated record
ACUAACCUACACAAUUUUGUGAAUGAGUUGCUAAAAAUCAACAUGGCAGUUCCUUUCAAGCUCUCAUGCUCACUUACUGGACACGAAUCUGAUGUUCGAGCGGUUGCUGCUGGUUUAUUCCCAGAAGGAUCAAUCAUUACCGCGUCCAGAGAUAGGACUGCACGACUAUGGGUUCCUUCAAGUGAUUCUGAGCCUGGGUAUCAGGAGGCACACUGUAUGAGUGGUCAUCAGAACUUUGUCUCCUGCUUAUGCGUGCUACCGCCGAAUGAGAAGUAUGCUCAGGGCCUCAUCCUUACCGGGAGCAACGACUACAAGAUCCAUGCAUACACACUGGAGAGUCCCCUUCCUGUCUAUGUGCUCACGGGGCACAAAAAUGCUGUGUGUGCCCUUGCAUCUGGUAAAUUUGGAACUCUGUUGAGUGGAUCAUGGGAUACGACAGCCAAGGUGUGGCUAAAUGAAAAGAAUGUGAUGACCUUACAGGGUCACGAAGCUACUGUGUGGGCGGUCGCCCUCUUGCCCACCCAGGGACUGAUGCUGACUGGGUCUGCGGACAAGACUAUCAAGAUGUGGAGGGCUGGCCGAUGUGAACGCAAUUUCACUGGUCAUACCGACUGCGUCAGAGCACUGGCCGUCCUCUCCGAGGUGGAGUUCCUCUCAGCCAGCAACGACGGCACAGUCCGAAGGUGGCUGACCACUGGGGAUUGCGUCCACCAGUACGACGGCCACGUGGGUUUCAUCUACAGCAUCUCGCUGCUAGGCAACGGACAGGACUUUGUGACCUCCAGCGAGGACAGGACGGUGAGAGUGUGGACUGACGGUCAAUGCAGCCAGACCAUCACCAUGCCUGCUCAGACCAUCUGGAGUGUGGCCUGCUUGACCAAUGGAGACAUUCUUGUAGGGUCCAGUGAUGGUAUGGCCAGAAUCUUCACACGAGAGGAGUCUCGCGUUGCCCCUCAGGAUUCCCAACAGGCCUUUGAGAAUCAAGUAGGAGCCUUCGCCAUGCCCGCCAAGACACAGACCUUUGAUGGUAUCAAGAUGGAGGAUCUACCUGAUAAAUCGGACCUCGCAAACCAAGGCACCAAAGAGGGCCAGACCAAACUGAUCCGAAACGGGAAAACAGUGGAGGCCUACCAGUGGAACAUGGCUGAAAGCAAGUGGUCCAAGAUAGGGGAUGUCGUCGGGUCGGAGGGAGAUGAUGUGACCCCAUCCUCAGGCAAGGUUCAUUACGAGGGCAAGGAAUAUGACUACGUCUUUGACGUUGACCUUGAAGAAGGGCGUCCAAAUCUCAAGCUACCCUAUAACGCUUCCGAUGACCCCUGGCUUGCAGCCCAAAAGUUCAUCCACGACAAUGACCUCAGCCAGUACUACCUCGAGACAGUUGCCAAUUUCAUCAUCAAGAACACAAAGGGCGUGACCAUCGAGUCGUCGGCACCGAGGCCGGACUUUGUUGAUCCGUUUACAGGUGGAUCUCGUUAUGUUCCAGGUAGCCGGGGUGACCCCUCCCUGCCCUCUGUAGGAUCAGGAGGGGGAGGAGGAGGAGGAGGAGGAGGGGGUCAUGACCCCUUCACUGGUGGUUCGAGUUAUCGUCCAGGAGGAUCUGGAGCUGCUCAGCCUCAAGCCACCGCCGUCACCCAGUCUACAAACCAGUACUUCCCAAAGAAAGAUUAUGUCUCAUUUGACUCUGCCAACACACAAGCCAUCUUAGGUAAAAUCACCCAGCUGAACUCCACCAUCGAUGCCUCAUGUCGUCUUGAUGAUGCAACUUUGUCACACCUAGAAAGCCUCUUAGCGUGUAUGUCCAACGGUCAAGGAGGCACUCCCACCGGUCAGCAGCUGGCUGCACUAUGGUCAUUACUUCAAUGGCCACAAGAUCAAGUUUUUCCUGGUCUAGACUUGCUGCGACUAGCCAUCCGCAACCCGGCCGUCAACCAGCACUUCUGCAACUCCCAGGAUGGUCCUGGUUUCUUCUCCCACCUAUUUAGCCUUGCCGCCAAUUCCAGCCCUGCAGCCAAUCACAUGCUGCUCUACAGGGCAUUAUGCAACUGCUUCACACAGUCGGAGGGGAAGUCCCUUCUUGUAGCGCAGCGGGAAACCAUCGGUGUCUCUGCCAUGGGGAGUCUGACCAUCACAAACAAGAACCUACGCAUCGCCGUAGCAACCCUGGUGCUAAACUACGCCGUCCUGCUGCAAGGCGGGUCCGACGUGGAAGCCAAAUCCCAAUGCGUCGCCAUGGCAAUCACACAGUUGGGGGAGGAGAAGGAACCAGAAGCACAGUUCCGACUCCUGGUGUGCCUUGGGACGUUGUUAGCGGGGGAUGAGAACUCGCAAGCGAUAGCUAACUCUUUGGAUGCUUCCGUCUUGAUCAAAAGACUCGUAAGUGUAUCAGAACCAGCUAAGGUUGGCGAUUGCGCCAGAUAUGUCAACCAAUUACUAUAGUGAUGAAGAGUUUCAAACUCUGUGAACUGUACAUUCUGCAAUAUUUUCCACUCACCAAGAUGUGUUAUUUAAUUGACAUAUCUCGGCAACUAUAAGGUAUUUUCUCCCAUGCAUUACCAACAUCAAAGUUUUUAGUAUACCCGAUGAUUCUAUGAAGCUGACAGCCCUACUACAGCUUGGAUCAGGAAAAAAAACAUGGAAAAUGACACUAGAAAUGUUGAUUUGUAUGUCAUUUCUUUGUUUCUUGGUAAUGUACGGGACAAAAAAUUAACAAAUACUGUGGACUUGCUGCUCUAUGAAAAGUUAUGCUACAAAAGAUGAUUUCAUGUUUGAUGAUGAUAGUAUCUAGGUGUGUAUGAUCUGAUCCAGCUCAAAGGCUUUAAGGUCAUGUACAGUUUCGGUAAUAUUUUGUAAAAUUUCUUAGAAUUUAGAUGAUAAAUAACUAGGUGCUGUGAGUGUUUUCCUCUUUGAGUGAUAUAUUAAACAAAUGAGAGGUAAAAUACAAUUUAGAUACCCAUCCUGGGACAUAUAUAAAUUCAAAGAACACUAAGGUGUAAAACCUAUGAGGACUGCGUGUGUAAGUGAUUCAGUCUACACUCAAUAUCGCUAUUAACUCAUAUCCUGUCGUAAGGCCGCAUGCACGCUACCGUUUUAGUGCUCGAUUGGCUACUUAAUUCACGCGAGGGAGCCACAGCUUAGCUGCUUUACACAUACUUUACACAUGCAUGCUCACAAUCGUAAUAGCAGUUAUUGUUCAUGCUAAUUGUACUGUGCUGACUGCUUCCCAUAAGCUGUUGAUCGCACCAUCAGAUUAUCUCAAAAUAAAGUUGGCACAGGGGGGAGUUGUUACUUGGCACAAUGGGGAUUAGCCCUGUGGCACUGAGUUAUAUUUAUUAUGGCAGGAUAAGAGUUAAUGGCGUCGUUUAACAAUGUUGAAUCUGAGAGGCAUGGCCGUACAUGUUAUCAAUGUCUGUGAUAUGGUGUAAUAUUGAAGCCCUAACAAAAUUGCGCUUCAAAAUGAUCAUGAAGUGCCUCAAAAAAAAAGUAAACA